ACACCACCUCCUCCUGCAGUCCUGCUCUCUAAUCCUCAGCUAACCUACCUACUAACAUACUAAAUAAUAAAUACAAAAAACUAUUACUCUAUAUCACAGGUCUUUCUUCUUUCUCCCUUUGUAUAUCACUUCACUUCACUCAAGAUUUUAAAAAUAGAAUAAAUAAAAAUUAGAAAGAAAAAAUAAAGAAAGAUGAACAUAAGGAUUCAAGCUCCAUGCCCUCCUUCUUGUGUAAAAUUAUAUCCCAAAACUACGCCUUCUUCUUCUUCUUCUCUAAUAUCGCAACGACUAGUAUGCUCUAGUGAAGUGGUAUCCCAUCUUGUGCUGCAAAAGGAUGUUUCUUCUUCGGAUGUUGGCAUUGCACAUAAAAAUACUUUUGGGCGGUCUCAAAAGCAAUCUUUGCUGUCGAAACAACCUCUCAACAAAGACUUGAAGGCAUCAGUAACAUCUAAUCCGCAAGACACUUCUGCUUCUGUUGUCAAUGAUGGAAAGAUAGGGGUGUUGUUGCUCAACCUUGGAGGUCCAGAGACUCUUGAUGAUGUGCAACCAUUUUUAUUCAAUCUUUUUGCAGACCCGGAUAUUAUUCGACUUCCAAGAUUGUUCCGUUUUCUUCAAAAGCCUUUGGCACAAUUUAUAUCUGUUGCAAGAGCACCUAAGAGCAAGGAAGGGUAUGCUUCGAUUGGUGGCGGGUCUCCCCUUCGCAAGAUAACAGAUGCCCAGGCUAAUGAGUUGAGGAAGGCGCUUUAUGAGAAGAAUGUCGCAGCGGAGGUAUACGUGGGCAUGCGUUACUGGCAUCCAUUUACCGAGGAAGCAAUUGAGCAGAUAAAGAAAGAUGGGGUCAACAAGCUGGUUGUGCUUCCUCUCUAUCCUCAAUUCUCAAUAUCUACUAGUGGUUCGAGCCUUAGACUUCUUGAAAAUAUCUUUAGGGAGGACGAAUACCUUGUUAAUAUGCAACACACGGUAAUACCGUCUUGGUACCAACGUGAGGGAUAUAUUAAAGCCAUGGCUGAUUUAAUUGAAAAGGAGCUGAUAAAAUUUGACCGUCCCGGGCAGGUGAUGAUUUUCUUUAGUGCUCAUGGGGUUCCACUUGCAUAUGUUGAAGAAGCCGGUGAUCCAUACAAGGCCGAGAUGGAAGAAUGUGUAGAUUUGAUUAUGGAUGAAUUAGAGAAAAGAAAGAUAAACAAUCCGUACACUCUAGCGUACCAGAGUAGAGUUGGCCCUGUGGAAUGGUUGAAACCGUACACUGACACAACAAUCAUUGAACUUGGGGAGAAAGGCGUCAAAAGUCUUCUAGCCGUACCCAUUAGUUUUGUGAGUGAACACAUCGAAACAUUGGAGGAAAUCGAUGUUGAGUACAAGGAGUUGGCAUUAAAAUCUGGUAUAGAGAAAUGGGGUCGUGUUCCUGCACUGGGGUGCAAUUCGACUUUCAUCCUAGAUUUAGCUGAUGCAGUGAUUGAAAGCCUCCCAUAUGUAGGAGCAAUGGCAGUAUCAAAUAUUGAAGCUCGACAGUCUUUGGUUCCACUUGGAAGCGUAGAAGAGCUAUUGGCAACGUAUGAUUCACAACGUAGGGAGUUGCCCGCUCCAGUGACAGUUUGGGAGUGGGGUUUUACAAAGAGUGCAGAAACAUGGAAUGGCAGAGCAGCUAUGUUGGCUGUUAUUGUUUUGUUAUUCUUGGAAGUGAGUACUGGCGAAGGGUUCCUUCAUCAAUGGGGUGUUUUACCAUUACAGCUGCCAUUGUUUCCUUGAUAAAAUGCAUAUUCUUGAGGUGAAAUGAUGGUCUUGUAGGGAAUUGGUCGUUCUAUAUGCUCCGAAUCAUAUGCAAUAGGCGACUAAUGGGCCAGCCGUAAGCUAGUUCUACAUAUCCAGCUGUUGAUUGUAAUUAUUGAAUAAACUCCAUCAUCCCGUCACGCAUUUUGGCAUGUCUACUAUCACCAGUGGCUUCCGGUCCAACUGAGAUUUUGCAAAUAUAUGUAUACUAAUAGCACCAUAAUUUGUUAUGAUGUUUCGAUAA
Erigeron canadensis is the source of this 2011-nucleotide messenger RNA. Its product is annotated as ferrochelatase-2, chloroplastic. The transcript has 10 exons. Gene Ontology annotation, biological process: heme biosynthetic process. Gene Ontology annotation, molecular function: protoporphyrin ferrochelatase activity. The record is from RefSeq and is a predicted model, not a curated record. Lineage: Eukaryota; Viridiplantae; Streptophyta; Magnoliopsida; Asterales; Asteraceae. The coding region runs from base 193 to 1746 and encodes 517 amino acids.